Molecule: messenger RNA, 8553 nt
Organism: Ctenopharyngodon idella (grass carp)
Lineage: Eukaryota; Metazoa; Chordata; Actinopteri; Cypriniformes; Xenocyprididae
Gene: brca2
Product: BRCA2 DNA repair associated
Biological process (GO): double-strand break repair via homologous recombination; regulation of DNA-templated transcription
Cellular component (GO): nucleus
Source: RefSeq, a predicted model, not a curated record
UCGUCCCCAAACUCAGACGCGCAUUUUGAUUGGCCGAGACAACUGCUCUUCCGUUGACGACACGGCGCUUAUUGGCGGGAUGUGUAAAACCAGCUUCAUGCACGCGCAGAAUAAACAGAUCCCCUCAGAAGACUUGAGGGAAUAAAAAACGUGAAUCGGCGAUGAAGACGACAUUUCCAGGAAUAUCGAGAAGUCAAAAGUUACAAAAAAGCUUUUAUUUGUGUCAGCACGUUCAUUUACGGUCCAGUGACAACAUUAUUGUGCUUGGCUCAGAUUUAAUCCCUUCACACUCAUGGCAGCAUGUUUGAGAAUUUCUUUCAUCAAAUUGACAAAGAGCUUGGACCCCUUAAUCCAGACUGGUUUGAGGAGUUGACUGCAAAAGCUUCCAGAGAUGAAGGACAUCAUGACAGUUCGAAAGCUGAGCGGGAGGAGGACACUGUCAAAGCACCAGAGACAUCAGCCCUGGGCAGUCAGCUGUUUUCUACACCCAAAAUAUUUAAGCGACAACAGUUUCAGUCCCCUGAUUCCAUUCCUAAUGAAGAGUCACCCUAUGAAGUGACUAAUGGAGACUCAUCAGCUUUUCCCUGGACAGAAUCGAGCCCUUGUUUGUUUGGCUCAGCCAAAGAAUGUCAAAGAUUUGAUAGAUCCUGUGAAAAAACUAAAGAAUGCAUUGGCCUUCUGGAUACACCAAAAAGGUCUUUGCUGCGUUCGGCAAAACGGAUAUCUGAGAGCCUUGGGGCGCAAAUCAACCCUGACUUAUCUUGGACCAGCUCCUUUAACACACCAUCAUCUUUGACUCCGACCGUGAUAUUGCCAAAAAUAGAGGAUUGUGGUCCUUCAUCAAGUGGCCUUAAAGACAAGGAAGCAAUUUUUGUGCGGAAACUGUUCCCAUCUCUCUCGAAAGUCUCUGCAAUCACUGCAGAUGAUACAACAUUGAAACAAGGUGUGAUAGCCAAAAGUGAGACUAUUCAUGCUGACGACUUGGGAGAAAAUCUUGUUUGCUCUCCAGAUGCGUCUGUUGAUACAAGUGGUCUGUGGAAGCAGAAGGUUCCCAGCGCUAUAGAGGAUGGGGAUGUCCGGACCACGGUCCAGAAUGUUCUUGAUGGUGCUGAGGAUGUAUUAUCAAUGUUCUUCAGCAACAAUACUUCAACUCUGCGGAGAAUCAAAACCAAAGAGAGGAUCAGAAGGAGAAUAACCGAUUCCUCAAAGGAUGUCAAAUCACUUGUUCUAACUUCAGAACCAGAAGAGAUAUUGAAGGCUGAUGUAGAAAGCAAAAAUAAAGAUAUCAUUCAGUGGACCCCACUAAGUUUAUCAGAAUCUAUUCUGAACGGAGGUUGUUUGGGGGCGUCUUUGAUAAACAAUAACAACACUGUAGCAUCUAGUGAAACUAAUGGUACUGUUUUCAACUGCAUUGCAGAAAGUAGCCAGACUUUUUCACAGAGUCUAAGACUCAGAUCUUAUCCAGAAGAAACUGAGCAUCAAAAGACUUUGUUAGACAAAUCACCUGCUUUCAUGCUCACUAGAAAGCCCAGGAAGUUUGUGUAUCAAGUGCCAAGUUCUGAUUUGUCAAUGACUGGACACAAAGCAGCUCAACCAGUAUGUUUGGACCAAACUGUCAAAGAAAAGUUCUCAGUGGAAAAGGUGCCAAGUGACCUUAAUGAAUCUAGAUUCACAAGUGAAUAUGCUAUCAAUAAUCAGACACAGCCACAAGCCGUUGAACCGCUAUCUACAGAUGAUUUUGACCACGGAUUGGAUAUGACCCAGCUUUCCAAAGCAUUUGCAGAGGAUUUCACACAAGAAAUAAGGCCAAGAGGGCUGCUUGAUGUGCCUGUAAAGAAUGACCAAAAUGGCCAAGUGCAACCUAAAGCUGAGCUUGAGGAGAACAAAUUUGGUAAUCACAAUGACAUCUCUAAUUUAGCAGACAUAUCUGUCAACUCCCCAAACAAGUCAACUGUCAUGCUCACAACUUUUGAUAUCAGUCAUGACAGUGGUUGCCCCACCACACUUUCAGAUUUGGAUGGUACAACAGCCUCGUGUGCAGACAUCAAGGAGUUUUGUCCUACUUUUAAAACCUCAAACAAUAAGGCCAUUUCCAUCCCAAGUGAGGCUAUAAUGAGGGCCAAAGCAUCAUUGGCUGAAGUUGCAGGGGAUGGUUUGAGCAUCACUUUAAAUCAAACAACUCCAAAACAUUAUCAAACAAUUGAAACAUUGUGCAAAUCAGUUUCAGGAAGCACUAAUGCAACCAGAUCUCCUGUAGGACACUUCAUCUUCCCUAACCAUGCAUCAAUAACGUGUGUUAGUGAUGCGCCAAAGAGUGACAGUCCAAAGAGCUUUAAAAUAAAUAUUUCAAGUUACUCUUCACCGCAGUCAAAUGAAUCUGAUUAUAAAACUGGUUCAAAGAGGAAUAUUACAGCUUCAGAUGUUGGCCUUCAAACAGAGACUCUAUUGAAAGAGAAAUUGAGGAGAGAUUCAUCAAAGUGCAUUCAUCAAAAACUGGAUUUCAAAAGAAUUGCUGAAAGACAGACUGUGUUCGACAUUAACAGCACACACAAACCCACCGCACUGGACUCCGGUCGUGAUGAUGUUGAAAAGAACGGCACUUUGACAGCAUCUCAAAAGGCUGAUGUUACAGAAUUGUGCAAUCUUUUGGAGGAAGCAAAUAGUCAACAUGAAUUUACCCAGUUCAAACCGACAAAUCUUGGCUCAGACAACAACACUACAGAGAGAGACUGUGAUGCUGAUAUAGUCAAUGACAUCGACUUUGAUGAUAGUUUUAACUGUGAUUUUGUGAAAGGAAAGCAUCCAGUCAAGACAGAUGCUUCUUCAGUAAACAGUUCUGAUCAUAUUCAAAUUGUAGAUGCUGCCAAACUAUGCACCAUGUCAAAGGAAACACGGAAUGGUAUUGCACCACUGUCAGUGACUGAAGACAAUUCUUUAGUUGAUGAAAUGAAGAAUGUGCUGUCUAAUAAUACUCAGUUUCGCUCUCUUGGUUUUAAAACCGCUGAAGGGAAACCUAUAAGCAUCUCAGAAAAGAGUUUAAACAAAGCAAGGCACUUUUUUGAAGAUGAUCAAGAAGUCAAGGUGGAUGUUGGAGAAAUAAAAUCAGAGCUUUCAGACAGUACUUCUGACAGUAUAAGCACAGAAAGUAAAACCCGCAAUGUAAAAGAUUUCAGCUGUGUAUAUGGAAAUGCAGCUUGUAAAGAGAUAAAUAAGCAAGUGGCAGGAAUGGAGCAGAACUGUUUAGGUGAAAAAACAAAAGCUGUUUCUUGGAGUGAAACCUCUAUAAAAAUAAAUCAGCCAGACCCAGUGGUGGUAAAUCAAAUACCUGAUGGUCCGGAUAUUCCUUCCUCCGACAGUGAGAAUGUCUUCCAAGAACUGAAAUCUAGCAAUGAUGCAAAAGAAGUUUGUGCAAAGAUUUUUCCCUCAGAAACUUCUGUGCCUCAGUCAGGUCAAGGCUAUGGUUUUCAGACCGCCAGUGGGAAAGGAGUUUCCGUUUCAGCCAGCGCCCUUAAGAAGGCUACGGACAUGUUCAAAGACUGUGAUUCAAAUAUUGACAGCCGGGCAUCUGCAAAUAUGGUGGGAAAGAAUGAAAAAAUAGUUGAAAUCAUCGAACAAACAAAUGCAUCUGUUUCAAAUUGUAAAAGUGUUACAUUUUCAGAUGUGGUGGAGGCCAAAACUGUUUUCAGGGACACUGAUUUGGUUAAUGACUUCUCAUUGCAGUCCUCUUUGGACCAGAAACCCCCUCAGGAAAACGUAUGUGAGCAAAAAGGCUUCUCUAAGUAUUUCUCUGAGUUGCUUCCUCUUAAUGGCAACUGUGGUUUCAGUACAGCCAGUGGUAAGAAAGUAUCCAUCUCAGCUAGAGCACUACAGAGAGCUAAGGAUGCAUUUUCUGAGUCAAUUGAUGGUUUCUCAUGUGCUAAUGAUUCUCAAAAGACAAAGCAGGUUGUUGAUAACCAAACAGACUCAAAUUCCUCUGGAGAACACAAAGGACUCUGUACAACAGGUGGGAAGAAGGUGGCUGUCUCUGCUACUGAGCUGCAAAGGGCAAAGUAUCUCUUCAGAGAUUGUGAAGAGGAGAGUUUAUCAUUCAAUGAUCUUCAGCACCAAAACUCUAAAGGUUUCAGCGAUGUCUCUGAAAAGACAUUUGCAGGUUGCAGUAACAUCCCUUUCAGCCAUGAGCCUGAAACUGGGAAUUCUUCAGGAAAAAAUGUAGGAUUCUCUACAGCAGGUGGAAAGAAGGUGGCCAUCUCUGCCACUGCACUUCAGAGGGCCAAGAGUCUCUUUAACGAUUGUGAAGAGGAGAAUUUAGCUUCUGGGGGUCUUCAGCACCAAGGCUGUAAAGGUUUCAGCACUGCCAGUGGCAAAGAUGUUACUGUCUCUGAAAAUGCACUGAGUGAGGUUAGAGCGGCUAAUGCAGGUUGUGAUGAUGCCUCCUUCAGUCAUAAGCCUACAAAUUCUUCUGGAAACAAUGUAGGUUUCUCUACAGCAGGUGGGAAGAAGGUGGCCAUCUCUGCUACUGCACUUCAGAGGGCCAAGAGUCUCUUUAACGAUUGUGAGGAGGAAAACGUCGCAUCUGAGGAACUUGUAUCGGACAAAGUCCCACCUCAGACUAAGAGUUCUCAUAGAAAAAGUGAGGACAUUGUGGAUGGAAACCUAAAGUUUGAACAAUUAAACAAGAAAAACUGUGGUUUCAGCACUGCUAGUGGUAAAGGUGUGGCUGUAUCAAAAGUUGCCCUUGAGGAAGCUUCUAAAUUAUUCAAAGACUGUGAUGCCCAGGUUACUGCUACUGAUAACCAACUGCCAACAAGUGAUUUCUCAAAACGCUGUACUCAACAUAAAGAGAAACGAACCAAAAUUACUAUACAUCCUUUGCCAUCUAAAGUAACUCGGAAUGUACCUGCACAACUACACUUGCAAUCUUUGGAUUUUAACAGUUGCACAGACACCCAGCAGAAGUACUUUGAGCAGGAAGCGAUGGCUUGCACUGAAGCUUUACUGGCAGAUGAUGACCUGAAUGAAUCGGCCAAGUUGGUGACGUCAGAGGGCACUGAUUACAAAAAAAGUCCAUCUAUUCAUAAUCUACAGACUCAGGGGUCUUUUGACCAGAACAGGAGGAGGAAACGUCAGUUUGAUUACAGCAGUGUAGCAGAUUCAGGACAGCCUCCUUUUAAAAGACAACUUCUCUCUGAAUUUGACCAGACUUUAGAUGCAAAAUCCUCUGGCCUCACACCACUAAAAAGCUGUCCAAACGGAACUCUAAAAGACAGGCGUGUCUUCAGAUAUAAUGUCCACCUCAAGCCGAAUAUCACUGCUCCCUGAUUGGUAGGUUUGGGCGAAAAGUCAAAUGACCUUGAACAACAUUGUUCUACUGUGUCUGUCCAAAACAGACGCAACUCAGACGCCAAGGGAGGGGUGUUUGUGCCCCCUUUUCAGAAGGUUUUGAUGACUGGUACAUCAAACUGUCAAAAUGUCUCUAAAGUGUCCAGUAGUUUUAUCCCACCUUUCAAGAAGGAAAACAAAGAAAAAAAUGAUCAUUGCAACCAAAUGGACCAAAAGAUGACAACUUCUACAUCACGUAGUGACAGUGUUGCACAAUAUUGUGAUGAGAAGAACCUACAGGAGGGUUUUAAGCCUAAAUCAACCACUUCAGUGGAAAGCGUAGUGAAAAUGAUGAACUCUGAAGAGAAAGACACUGAGACAUGGCAGGAGACCUUAAACCUAGCCAGGGAUGUGCAAGACAUGAGGCUGCGAAAGAAGAAGAGGCAGACUAUUCGUCCUCUACCUGGCAGCCUUUACCUUGCUAAGACUUCUGGUGUCCCCAGAAUCGGUCUGAGAGAUGCGGUUGGAUGCAAAUGUCCUGGUCAAUACACACAGGAGGAGCUGUAUCAGCAUGGUGUGCAUCGGAAAGUCUCAAAAAUAACCAGUGAAAACGCUGAAUCAUUCAGAUUUGACUGUAAUGACUUCUUCAAACGUGAGCUUCUCAUCGAGUCUGGUGCUCUCCAGCUGGCAGAUGGAGGCUUGUUGGUUCCAGACAGUAACGGUACUGUGGGCAAAGACGAAUUUUAUAGUGCAUUAUGUGACACCCCUGGUGUUGAUCCCAAACUGAUCAGUGAUGCUUGGGUGUUCAACCACUACCGAUGGAUUGUAUGGAAACGGGCCUCCAUGGAAAGAACCUUUCCAGUUUUGAUGGGUAGCCUGUGUUUGACUCCAGAGCAAGUACUUCUGCAGCUUAAAUAUAGAUAUGAUGUGGAGGUGGAUCACAGUCGGAGAUCCGCUCUUAGGAGGAUCAUGGAAAGGGACGACACUCCAGCUAAGACAUUAGUGCUUUGUGUAUGCGGUGUUGCUAAAACUUGCCAAAAUCCAGAGAAGCCAGUCGAAGAUGAAAAAACUCCCAAUGCAAAGAUGGAGUCCUGUGUGAUCUGGCUCACAGACGGCUGGUACUCCAUCAAGGGCCUGUUGGACCCUCCGCUCUCUGCCAUGCUGAACAAGGGUCGUCUCCGAAUCGGUGAUAAGAUUGUUACUAGUGGAGCAGAGUUGGUUGGUUCCCAAGAAGCCUGUUCUCCCCUGGAAGCUCCUGUAUCUCUGAUGCUAAAGAUUUCAGCCAACAGCACAAGACGAGCUCGAUGGGACACUAAGUUGGGGUACUAUCGUGACCCUCGGCCUAUCAGGCUCCCGCUAUCCUCAUUGUACACUGCUGGAGGUGUUGUGAGCUGUGUGAACAUUGUGGUGUUGAGAAGUUACCCCACUCAGUGGAUGGAGAAGAAGCCCAACGGUGUCUUUAUAUUUCGCAACGAUCGUGCCGAAGAUCGAGAGGCCAGAAAACACAGCACCUCAAAGCACAAAUCCAUGGAUCUCCUUAUUUCUAAAAUACAGACCCAGUUCGAAAAAGAAAUGGAAGGUAAAACGAAAAAUCGAUGCCAAAGGAGGACAUUUAGUCGACAUGAGAUUGAAGCUCUGCAGGAUGGGGAAGAGUUGUAUGAGGCAAUGGAACGGGAUCCUGCUGUUGAGACCCAUCUAAGUGAGAGGCAGAUGGAGGCGGUGAGUAAGUACAGACGCUGUCUCGGGGAAAGGAGCCAGGCGGAGCUGCAGGAGCGUGUGCAGAAGGCUGUAAUGGAAGCCCAGGAGGCUGAGGGUGGGUGUCCUAAUCGAGAUGUCACUCCUGUUUGGAAGCUCAGCAUUACUGACGCCAAUGACCUGCAGAACGACCGUGUUUACACGCUGAAUAUCUGGCGCCCGUCGCGGGACUUGUAUGGCUUGCUAAGGGAGGGCCACAGAUACAGGGCGUAUCACCUUGCCACAUCUGAGGGGAAGAAACGCUCUGGCAUUGCUCACAUCCAACUCACUGCCACCAAGAAAACACUCUUUCGGGAUAUUGAGGUAUCUCCAGAAUGGUUGCAUCAGCAUUUCCGUGCUCGAGAGUGCGUACGCUUCAGAGAACUUCAAAACCCUCAAUUCAGCUCUCCUUGUGGGGAGGUGGAUAUUGUGGGAUAUAUUGUCUCCAUAGUGGGCAAACAAGGAAAUUGCCCGGUACUGCAUCUUGUGGAUGAGAACUUUGAUCUGGUCUCUGUGAGAACCUACAGUAGUCUGGAGCAGUUGGCUGUAGAAGAGCUGGUAAAGCCUCGAACACUGAUUGCUCUUAGUAAUCUUCAGGUGAGACCGCUCUCUGGGCCUGUGCCAAGCCUUUAUGCAGGAGAACAAGCACUAUUCUCCGUAAACCCAAAGGAAUCCCAUCUGCAAGAAACUAUGGCCCAUCUGAAGACUUUUGUUCAGACUUGUGAGCAGUUUUUCAGCAUUGCGGAGGAGAAAGUCUCAGAUGUGGUUCCUUCAGGUGUCUUGGGUUGUUUUCAGUCUCCAAGAACACCUGGUGUGCAGUCUAAUCCAAAAAUGAAUGGCAUGGUAACCCCACAGCAGAAAAGCAGCAGUUUCUCGCCUUUCACUCCAUUGAAUAGAACAACACCUGUAUCUGCGAAUAACAGCGAGGGAAAAGACCCCAAAAACUUGAAAAGAAGACGAGGUUUGGACUACCUAUCACGUAUUCCGUCCCCUCCACCCCUCACCCCUCUGAAAACCAGAGCUUCUCCCUGUGUCAACAAGACUUUUAAUCCCCCACGGAGAUCUGUGACUCCCAAACCUCCACAGAACGAGUCACCUGGAGCCUCACGUCCCCCACCAGCAGAGGAGACGUGGGUGCGUGAUGAAGAGCUGGUGAUGAUUGACACCCAGGCAUUACUGGAUGGGCUGAUGGGAAAAGUGUGACUCUUCUGAUGAAACACUAAGUGAGUUAAGACACAACAACGAAUCCAACAUUCAAGGCAUUGAGAACUAUGGGUAAUGCAAGUACUGUUCUUACUGUGUUGGCAGAGAAAGCAAGGUUUACUGUGGUUCUCUGACAGUAAAUGAUAUGCACCUUUUUACAACUGCUGCAAUCAUUUUUAAAAUUCUUUCUUGUACUUGAUUGUACUACUGAAGUACUGAAGUUAGUCAUGUUUAGUGGCAUAUGUAUAUGUAAAAAUGGUUUAUAUAUUUUAAUUUUUAUUAAAAGAUGGAAAGUAA